Molecule: messenger RNA, 4652 nt
Organism: Sturnus vulgaris (Common starling)
Lineage: Eukaryota; Metazoa; Chordata; Aves; Passeriformes; Sturnidae
Source: RefSeq, a predicted model, not a curated record
AGCGGUUGACAGGAGUGAGAGAAGUGGUUUGAUUUUAUUUUUGUGCUUGUGAAUUAAAGCUUUGCCUUCUGGCUAGGUUCUGAGUUCCCUCGUUCUGGAAGAUAUUGGAGCAUUUUGAAUUCAGAAUAUGUAGUUACAAAUAUAAGGGCACAGACUUCUUCCAGUAUUUUUCUGCUUUCAUUUUAAUUUGUCUUUGUGUUUCUAAUCGGAAGCAAGCAAGAGAACAGUUUGAAAGCAGUGUCCAGUGCUGGAGCACAAUGCAGUUCAGGAUAUUUAGAGCUAGUCCGCUGCAUUUUUAUUAAAUGAGAGGGAAGGAGUAGGUGGGACUUUUUAUUUAAAAAUAGAUUAGCACAGGGAACUGAACUUGCAUUUGAGGAAACGUUAAUAAGCCAGCCAGCCAUUGUCCUUAAUCAGAGACUGUAUUUGUAAGUAGAACAUGUUGAAUCUGUCAUGAUUGAUGACGUUGUCUUUGUUAAAAGGGAUGCUGCAUCUUUAACAAGAGCAGACAGAAGCAGUGCAGAAUCUACAGUAAAUUUGAGACUUGGAAGAGAAACCUUUCCUCAUUUUUCUGUGUAUAACGUUGGUAAAAUAUUGAAUAGGAAAACAUCAAAGCCAGGGGGAAAUAUAAGUAACUCACUGCGUAUGUUUUAAUUCCUCACCUUUCCCUUCUGGCUGAGUUCCCCCUCCUUUUUCCCCCCUGAAUUUAAAAUGCUGGAAGGAAAAGCAACUGAGGUCCAAGUUUCAGAUGCUGAAUUCUCUGCUAAUUGAAAUUACUGGGCAUAUUUCUAUAUAUAGUCGCUGAAGAGAGAUGUAGCUUUCACUCAGUGCCUUCAAGACAUGUCUUUUUGUAGUCAGAAAAACAGAGAUCAAUGCAUUUUCAAACUGACAGAGGGAACGGAUGCUCCUUAGUAGCACAUGCUCGGGAUCGUGUGUGUACCGUUUGUGCAGAGCAGAGACGCUGAAUACUGGUCCAUAUGCUCCUUGUUUACUGCAAUGUUUUUUGCAUGUUACUGUGCACUCCGGACUAAUGUGAAGAAAUAUCGUUAUCAAGAUGAGGAUGCUCCACAUGACCAUACUUUGCCUCGUUUAACCCAUGAAGUGAGAGGCCCAGAGCUUGUUCACGUGUCAGAGAAGAACUUGUCUCAAAUAGAGAAUGUCCAUGGAUACGUGUUACAGUCGCACAUUUCUCCUUUGAAGGCAAGCCCUGCCCCUAUAAUUGUCAACACAGACACCUUGGACACAAUCCCUUAUGUCAAUGGAACAGAAAUUGAAUAUGAAUUUGAAGAAAUUACUUUGGAGAGGGGAAAUUCCGGCCUGGGGUUCAGUAUUGCUGGAGGAACAGAUAACCCACACAUUGGGGAUGAUCCUGGGAUAUUCAUUACUAAGAUCAUACCAGGAGGAGCUGCAGCAGAGGAUGGAAGACUCAGGGUCAACGACUGCAUCCUGCGCGUGAACGAGGUGGACGUGUCGGAAGUGUCGCACAGCAAAGCCGUGGAGGCGCUGAAGGAGGCUGGCUCCAUCGUGAGACUCUACGUCCGGCGAAGAAGACCGAUACUGGAGACCGUCGUAGAGAUCAAGCUCUUCAAAGGACCGAAAGGUCUAGGAUUCAGUAUUGCAGGAGGGGUGGGAAACCAACACAUCCCUGGGGACAACAGCAUUUAUGUCACCAAGAUUAUUGAUGGGGGAGCUGCACAAAAAGAUGGCAGAUUGCAGGUUGGAGAUCGACUUCUUAUGGUAAAUAAUUACAGUUUAGAAGAAGUUACCCAUGAAGAGGCAGUAGCAAUACUGAAGAACACAUCAGAUGUAGUGUAUCUGAAAGUUGGAAAGCCUACCACCAUUUACAUGACAGAUCCAUAUGGCCCACCAGAUAUUACUCACUCUUAUUCUCCACCAAUUGAAAAUCAUAUACUCUCUUCUGGAAACAAUGGCACUUUAGAAUACAAGACAUCCCUGGCCCCUAUUUCACCAGGAAGAUACUCACCCAUUCCAAAGCACAUGCUUGUGGAGGACGACUACACCAGGCCUCCUGAACCUGUUUACAGCACUGUGAACAAACUGUGUGAUAAACCACCUUCUCCUAGGCACUAUUCCCCUGUCGAGUGUGACAAAAGCUUCCUUCUUUCAGCUCCCUACCCCCACUACCACGUAGGCCUGCUCCCUGACUCUGAGAUCACCAGUCAUUCCCAGCACAGCACUGCAACACGUCCACCCACAGUGAGCUUGCAGAGGACCAUUUCUGUGGAAGGAGAGCCUCGAAAAAUCAUCCUGCACAAGGGCUCCACAGGACUUGGUUUCAACAUUGUGGGAGGCGAAGACGGGGAAGGCAUUUUCGUGUCUUUCAUCCUCGCAGGUGGGCCUGCGGAUCUCAGCGGAGAACUGCAGCGAGGAGAUCAAAUCUUAUCUGUGAACGGCAUCGAUCUCCGAGGGGCGACCCAUGAGCAGGCUGCGGCUGCGCUCAAGGGAGCGGGGCAGACAGUAACCAUCAUAGCACAAUACCAGCCGGAGGAGUACGCUCGAUUUGAGGCAAAAAUCCAUGACCUGCGUGAGCAGAUGAUGAAUCACAGCAUGAGUUCUGGGUCUGGCUCCCUGAGGACUAAUCAGAAGAGGUCACUGUAUGUCAGAGCCAUGUUCGACUAUGACAAGAGCAAAGACAGUGGCCUCCCAAGCCAAGGACUCAGUUUCAAGUAUGGAGACAUCCUUCACGUCAUCAACGCCUCGGAUGACGAAUGGUGGCAGGCGAGGAGGGUCACUCUGGAGGGGGACAGUGAGGAGAUGGGAGUCAUACCCAGCAAGAGGAGAGUUGAAAGAAAGGAGCGUGCACGUUUGAAGACGGUGAAAUUCAACGCGAAACCCGGUGUAAUUGAUGCAAAAGGGUCAUUCAAUGACAAGCGUAAAAAGAACUUCAUCUUUUCACGAAAAUUCCCAUUCUACAAGAGCAAGGAGCAGAGUGAGCAGGAAACAAGUGAUCCAGAACGAGGCCAAGAGGACUGCAUCCUUUCUUAUGAACCUGUCACAAGACAGGAAAUUAAUUACACCAGGCCAGUUAUUAUUCUGGGUCCUAUGAAAGAUCGGAUCAAUGAUGAUUUGAUAUCUGAGUUCCCUGAUAAGUUUGGGUCAUGUGUACCACAUACCACACGGCCAAAGCGUGACUAUGAAGUGGAUGGGAGAGAUUAUCAUUUUGUCAUUUCAAGAGAACAAAUGGAAAAAGAUAUCCAAGAGCACAAAUUUAUAGAAGCUGGGCAGUACAAUGAUAAUUUGUAUGGAACUAGUGUCCAGUCUGUGAGAUUUGUGGCAGAAAGGGGCAAGCACUGUAUACUUGAUGUGUCAGGAAAUGCUAUCAAACGGCUACAAGUUGCACAACUCUAUCCCAUUGCUAUCUUCAUUAAGCCCAAAUCAUGGGAGCCUCUGAUGGAAAUGAAUAAACGUCUUACAGAGGAGCAAGCAAAGAAAACCUAUGAUCGAGCAAUUAAAUUAGAACAAGAAUUUGGAGAAUAUUUCACAGCUAUUGUCCAAGGAGAUAGCUUAGAAGAUAUAUAUAAUCAAUGCAAACUUGUAAUUGAAGAACAAUCUGGGCCUUUCAUCUGGAUUCCUUCAAAGGAAAAAUUAUAAAUUAGCCACUGCACCUCUGAUUACGACGGGAGAAUAUUUAGAAGAAAACUAUAAUAUACUAUUUGGAGGCUUUCCUGUUUUUGUUGCAUUUAUGUUCUUUGCAGUCAAUGUGAAUUUUGAUGAAUGUACAACACAAAGUGUUUGAAGCCAUGAAGGACACUGAUGGGUCAAAGGGUAGGAACAAAAAGACUUCUACCAUGUAAAGCAAAUAUGUUGUGUGCUCAGAGCACGAGUUGUAGGUAUAAACUUUUGACAUGGAGACCCUCUGUCAAGGGGAGCUAAGCCACCUCCUGUGCCCACGCGGACAUUUUGGUCAAUUUCAAUGGCUGAGCUCAGUGUGUUGAUUGCUUUAGAGAAGUUCCCAGCUCUUGAACCUCAUAGAGGGCUUGAUCCUGCAAGGCGCUCAGCACUUGACCCCAGUUCCCACACAUGAGUAGCCUGUUGACUUGGAGUCACUUGUGACCCUUCCCUAUGCCAUUCAGUCCCACCAGUUCCAGUAGGACUAUCCACGUUCUCAAAGCUAAGCACAGGCUUAAGCAUUUUUGCUAGAUCAGGGCCACACGCACCUUGCAAAAUCAAGCUCAGAAUAUUUGGUCCACUUCCUACUGAGGUCACUGUUAGGACACUCUGUGACCUGACUGGGAGGUGGGUCCUGUUCCAAGCUUGUCAUUGCACAUUUGUAGUUGGUACACCUCGACUUUGGUAACUAUGCACAUCUUUUGAUUUCUGAAACCAAGUCAAGCAUUUCUUUUUUCCCCUUUGGAAGCACUAUUGCAUUAGGAACUACCAACAAUAUGGUUUAUUUUGAUGGUGUUUAGGGGUGGGAGAGGAUGGAAGCAUUUCACAUCACACACACGUGCACACAAACACAUUCCCAUGCAGACACACAUGUAUGAGGAUUCACAGCACCUAUGUUAACAAGGAGGGAUACAACUGGGAAAAGCUUUAAAAUUUUUGAUUGUCUAUUUUAUCAUUUAUAUUGAUAGAAGGCACUUAAAGAUGGAAUAAUUUAUAAAAAUAAAAAUAUAUUGAUGUAUAGAAAC